GCUGGGGGCCCGGCUAUGGCCGGGGAACGGCCCCCACUGCGGGGCCCCGGGCCCGGGCCCGGAGAGGCGCCGGGGGAGGGGCUGCCAGGACCGGGGGGCGCAGGCGGAGGCCCGGGCCGGGGCCGCCCCUCCUCCUACCGGGCUCUCCGCAGCGCCGUGUCCAGCCUGGCGCGUGUGGACGAUUUUGACUGCGCGGAGAAGAUCGGGGCCGGCUUCUUUUCGGAGGUCUACAAGGUUAGGCACCGACAGUCGGGGCAAGUCAUGGUGCUGAAGAUGAACAAGCUCCCCAGUAACCGGGGCAACACGCUGAGGGAGGUGCAGCUGAUGAACCGGCUCCGCCACCCGAACAUCCUUAGGUUCAUGGGGGUCUGUGUGCAUCAAGGGCAGCUGCACGCUCUUACAGAGUAUAUGAAUGGGGGGACUCUGGAACAGCUACUCGGCUCCCCUGAGCCCCUAUCCUGGCCAGUCAGGCUCCGCCUAGCUCUGGACAUUGCCAGAGGCCUGCGGUACCUACAUGCCAAAGGUGUAUUUCACCGAGACCUCACAUCCAAGAACUGUCUGGUCCGAAGGGAAGACCAAGGUUUCACAGCUGUGGUGGGUGACUUUGGGCUGGCUGAAAAGAUUCCUGUAUAUAGGGAAGGGGCAAGGAAGGAGCCAUUGGCUGUGGUGGGUUCCCCAUAUUGGAUGGCUCCAGAGGUGUUGCGGGGAGAGCUGUAUGAUGAGAAGGCUGAUGUCUUCGCCUUUGGGAUUGUCCUCUGUGAGCUCAUUGCCCGAGUUCCUGCGGACCCUGACUACCUGCCUCGCACCGAGGACUUUGGCUUGGAUGUGCCUGCUUUUCGAACCCUAGUUGGAGAUGACUGCCCACUGCCCUUCCUGCUCCUGGCCAUCCACUGCUGCAGCAUGGAACCCAGCACCCGUGCUCCCUUCACUGAAAUCACCCAGCACCUGGAACAGAUCCUGGAGCAGCUGCCUGAACCAGCUCCCUUCACCAAGGCUCCCCUGACAUACAACCAGAGAUCUGUUCCAAGAGGAGGUCCCUCUGCCACUCUUCCCAGGCCAGAUCCCCGGCUCUCCCGCAGCCGGUCAGAUCUCUUCCUGCCGCCAUCACCAGAAUCACCCCCCAACUGGGGGGACAGCCUAACACGAGUCAACCCCUUCUCACUACGGGAAGACCUCAGAGGUGGCAAGAUCAAGCUCCUGGACACGCCGUGCAAGCCAGUCACCCCCCUAUCCUUGGUACCACCAUCACCAUUGCCCUCUACCCAGAUGCCCUUGGUGACCACUCCAGAGACUCUGGUCCAGCCCGGGACACCUGUCCGCCGCUGCCGCUCACUACCCUCAUCCCCUGAGCUGCCCCGACGUAUGGAGACUGCACUGCCAGGUCCUGGCCCUCCUCCCGUGGGUCCCUCGGCUGAAGAGAAGAUGGAGUGUGAGGGCAGCAGUCCAGAACCAGAAACCCCAGGACCAGCUCACCAGCUGCCUCUGGCUGUGGCCACAGACAACUUCAUCAGUACUUGUUCUUCUGCCUCCCAACCCUGGUCCCCUAGAUCAGGACCUGCCCUCAACAACAACCCCCCUGGUGUGGUGGUGAAUUCCCCACAAAGCUGGGUUGGGGAGCCUUGGAACCGGGCACAGCAUAGCCUGCCCCGGGCAGCAGCCUUGGAGCGGACAGAACCCUCGCCGCCCCCGUCAGCUCCCCGGGAGCCAGAAGAGGGGCUGCCCUGCCCUGGCUGUUGCCUCGGCCCCUUCAGCUUUGGCUUCUUGUCCAUGUGCCCUCGCCCCACCCCAGCUGUUGCUCGCUACCGCAACCUGAACUGUGAAGCGGGCAGUCUCCUCUGCCACCGAGGGCACCAUGCCAAGCCACCCACGCCCAGCCUGCAGCUGCCUGGGGCACGCUCUUAGCAGUGGGGCCUGUCAUCUCAGGCUUCCAACUUUGGCCUUCAGGAUACCCUGUAAGGACAGAACAUACUUGGUGGACAAUGCCAGCCCCAGAUGAGCUGGCUGGCUGCUCUUUUCCUGGUAUAGGGGAGCCUCUGCAUGGACUUGAGGGACAGAGCACUUCCCAUGCAAGCCCUGGGCUCGCUGUCCCAUGGGGAUCACUGAACCAGACACAUUGCUGACACACAAGACUAACACGUGCAAAUUAUUUAAAAAAAGGUUUCAAUAAAACUGCCUGGCUGGCUCCGGGCUGCCCCAUCCA
This is a messenger RNA of Jaculus jaculus (lesser Egyptian jerboa), 2200 nucleotides long. It is a transcript of the gene Tesk1, whose product is annotated as testis associated actin remodelling kinase 1. The coding region runs from base 16 to 1902 and encodes 628 amino acids. Gene Ontology annotation, molecular function: ATP binding; protein serine/threonine kinase activity. Gene Ontology annotation, biological process: actin cytoskeleton organization; protein phosphorylation; positive regulation of stress fiber assembly. Gene Ontology annotation, cellular component: cytoplasm; nucleus. The transcript is spliced from 10 exons. Lineage: Eukaryota; Metazoa; Chordata; Mammalia; Rodentia; Dipodidae. The record is from RefSeq and is a predicted model, not a curated record.